This is a messenger RNA of Thermochaetoides thermophila DSM 1495, 1524 nucleotides long. RefSeq names its product pyruvate dehydrogenase kinase-like protein. Gene Ontology annotation, biological process: regulation of glucose metabolic process; protein phosphorylation. Gene Ontology annotation, molecular function: pyruvate dehydrogenase (acetyl-transferring) kinase activity. The record is from RefSeq and is a predicted model, not a curated record. The transcript has a single exon. Lineage: Eukaryota; Fungi; Ascomycota; Sordariomycetes; Sordariales; Chaetomiaceae. Gene Ontology annotation, cellular component: mitochondrion. The coding region runs from base 1 to 1524 and encodes 507 amino acids.
AUGAGACUCCCCUUCAAGCUGCCGCGGUUGCCCAAGCUGCGCCCGGCCAAUUCCCGGUUGCACAACCUCUCCCAAACCCUGCAGCCCUUCUCUUCAUCCUCACGCUUCUCAACCCCCAACCCGCACCGCGACCAAAGCCAGCAUAGCUCUCCCUCUCCCUCUCACUCGUCCCAACCACAUGCCCGCUACUCCCGUGCCGAAACUGAAGAUGUCGUUCCCCACCUCGCAAAAAAGCCCAUGCACCCGCUGAGCCUAGCAGAUCUUGUCAAACACGGCCGGCCGCCUCUUUCAGCAGAGGCGUUACUCGCUUCUGCGCGCUUCACCCUCUCCCUACUCCCCAUCCGCCUGGCCCAUCGCAUUCAAGCGCUGAGGAACCUCCCCUACAUCGUCGUCUCGAACCCGAAUAUCAGGAGAAUAUACGACAACUACACGCACUCGCUUUCGACGCUGCUACCCUGGCAAGGGAGGACGAUACGGGAAUUGGAUGAUGAGAUUCGGUUUACGGAGGUGCUGGCCGAGUUGGUGCAGACGCAUACGGAUACGAUACCAAUUCUAGCGAGGGGGUUUCUCGAGUGUAGGAAGUAUAUUUCUCCCGGGGAAGUCACAAGGUUCUUGGACGAGCAUUUAAGAGCGAGGAUUGGCACGAGGUUGAUUGCCGAGCAGCAUAUCGCGCUGCAUUAUAGUAGCGCGCCGCACGCGAAGAGAGUCUCCUCCCCCGACUCAUCCGACUCCUCGAGCACAGCCGACGACCCCUCCUCGACGAGCGCUCCCCCCAUUACAGGUACCGGAAGCUACAUCGGCGUAAUCGACACAGCGCUCCGCCCCGCGACAAUCAUCGACUCCUGUGGGGGCUUCGUAGCUGACAUCUGCGAGCUGAACUACGGCGUGCGCCCGCGCUGGCUCAUCGACGGCGAGCCUGACACCACCUUCGCCUUCGUGCCCAUGCACCUCGAGUAUAUCGUGACCGAGCUGCUAAAAAACGCCUUCCGCGCGACGGUUGAGAACGGCAUGAAUCGUGAGCCCGUUGUUAUUACCAUCGCGCCGGAGCAGGCUGUUGAGCCGGUCGUUGCCCCUUUGCCCGGGUCUGGAGGGGUAGAGGAGAGGGGGAGGGAGAAACAGGGGUAUAUCACUCCGUUGGAUGACAACGCUCCAGGGGUGACGAUUAGAAUAAGAGACCGUGGAGGCGGGAUUGCGCCUGAAGUACUGCCGCAUAUAUGGAGCUACUCAUACACGACGUUCAAUAACGGGGAUGGGGACGACGAGGAUUCACUUUAUACACCCCUGCCGGGGACAUUUAGCGCGACGGGGUAUAGUAGUACCAGCGGGGGAGGAGGCGGGGACUCGGCGUUGAGGGUGAUAAGUGCGGCGAGCAGCGGGGCAAGUACGAUUGCGGGGUUAGGGUAUGGACUACCGUUGAGUAGGGCGUAUGCGGAGUAUUUUGGGGGCGGGAUUGCCGUGCAGAGUUUGUACGGAUGGGGGACGGAUGUGUAUUUGAAGUUGAAGGGGGUUGGGAGGAUUGAUUAG